GGGGGAGGAGCGUCGGCUCGACUGGGCCCCGCCCUCAACAGCCCCGGACCGGCUUUCUCCUUGGUAUGCUCCAAGAUGGCGGCCCCCAUGGUGCGAUGCGGGAUCCUCCUGGCGCGGAAAGUACUUCUGCCUCAGCAUUCCCUGGCAGGUAAAAGAUGCCUGCUUUCUGCGGCAUAUGUGGACAGCCACAAAUGGGAAACAAGAGAAAAAGAAGAGUGUCACCUUGCUGAUCUAGCAUCUUUAAUGGAUAAAACAUACGAGAGAAAGUUGCCUGUUAGUUCUUUAACAAUAUCACGGUUUGUGGACAACAUUUCAUCUCGAGAAGAGGUAGACCAUGCAGAGUAUUAUCUUUACAAAUUCCGACACAGCCCCAACUGCUGGUACCUGAGAGAUUGGACUAUCCACACCUGGAUUAGGCAGUGUCUAAAAUAUGGUGCGCAAGACAAAGCCUUAUAUACCCUUGUAAAUAAGGUUCAAUAUGGAAUUUUUCCAGAUAACUUUACAUUCAAUUUACUGAUGGAUUAUUUCAUAAAGACAGAAAAUUACAAAAAUGCUCUAGCUGUGGUUUUUGAGGUCAUGAUGCAAGAAGCCUUUGAAGCACCUUCCACGCAGCUCCUCUCCCUCUAUGUUUUAUACCAUUGCCUGGCAAAGAAGACAGACCUCACUUGGGAAGAGGAGAGGAACUUCGGGGCGUCCCUGUUACUCCCCGGCCUAAAGCAGAAGAACUCAGUGGGGUUGAGUUCCCAGCUGUAUGGCUACACACUUCUUGGAAAGGUGGAACUGCAGCAAGGGUUGCGAGCCGUGUACCAUAACAUGCCUCUGCUUUGGCAACCAGGCUACCUUGACAGAGCCCUUCAAGUGAUGGAGAAGGUGGUCUCUGCCCCGGAAGAUGGAAAGCUAUGUAAAGAAGCGCUCGAGGUGCUGGACAGAGCACUGAAGGUUCUGACUGCUCCGGCCCCUGCGUCUUCAGAGGAGCAGCCCCAGGAAGGGGAAGACAGCCAGGGCUCGGGAAACCUGGCGGAGCAGUCAGACAUGGAGGAAAGCGAACAGUCCAGGCUUCCCCAAUACCUGGAACGAUUUAAGGCCUUACAUUCUAAACUUCAGGCUCUGGGCAAAGUUGAGUCAGGAAACCUUUUGACUCUGACCACCCAGCUCGUCAAAGAACAGCUCCCCACCUGUGAAGCAGAGGACAUCGCGGCCUAUGAGCAGAAACUGCAGCGGUGGCAUCUGGAGCGAGUGCACUUGAUUCAGAGGGAGCAGGAGCAGAGGGAGAAGGCGAAGCAGGAGCACCAGGCUCGGAGGGGAGCGAAGGCUUCUGCCUGAGGGGCCUCCAGCGCCCCCGCCCCGUCGCAAGGACUUCACUAGACCCCGUCGUGGGAGGCAGUGUGACGGCGAUGGCAGCCUCCACUUCCGCCACGCAUCUCUCCUUUUCUUCAAGCAGGACGCUGUGGUAUAAAAGCCAUGAGGCUUACAUACUAAGGCACUGUGAUUGCCCAUCCAUAGUGCCAAGGGCUGUGGAACGAUGAACGUAGGCGGUGGUCAGACUCAAGCCACUAGCUAAAUACCUUAGAGGGGGCUCUUGAGGCUUAUGGUGGAAUUCCUGGGGGACAGGGAUCAAUUUUGAACAUCGAAAGUCUCUGAUACCUGGCGCUGGUGGUGGGAGAGGCCACAGUUGAAGUACUGGGUCUCGCACAGUUUUUGGAUGGUCUCUCUUCCCAGCCGAGGCAAACUGCACAUUCUGAGACCUUGUCCCCCUUUUCCUCUGUGCUGCAAGCACUAAGCCUGAGCUGGGUGUGGGAUGCCCACACAUCCCCACUUUCUGCUUCCCCCAUCUACCCUUCCAGACCUGAACUGGGAGAACUUCAGUACCGGAGCGAACACAAGACCCACUGGCUUUCAAAUUUCAGGAACCUGUAAUAGCGUUUUGAGACUGUAAGGGCUUUUGAGGAGAAAGGUAGCCCUAGCUCUGAAGCCUCCUUGGCUGGAAGUUUCUCCAUCAUGUUAGAGGAACUUUUUUCCAAAGCAUUGUCUCCGCUCCUUCAUCAAGUAAGUGAAAUGAGCCUUUUGUGCACGCACACGCACACACAACCACGUACAACUUGUGAACACACAUUUCAGUCAGAGAAAUUGGAGAAAAUGAGAGAUGGGAUGGUGCUUUUGGUGCGUGGGAGACAUGAGAAAUUGUUACACUGUCAGGUAGAAAAUUCCUUCCUGAAGUUUCUCUGUGAAAGGGGUUUGGGGCAGCUCUUGCUAUGUAAUUUUGCUUUUAAGUACAGUGGUGACUUUAAUUCAGAAUUGUGCUCUUUUAUCAAGAACCUAUGGAAAUAAAUGUUCUGGG
Messenger RNA from Rhinolophus ferrumequinum (greater horseshoe bat), 2338 nucleotides. RefSeq names its product mitochondrial ribosomal protein S27 (gene MRPS27). Bases 76 to 1323 code for a protein of 415 amino acids. The record is from RefSeq and is a predicted model, not a curated record. Lineage: Eukaryota; Metazoa; Chordata; Mammalia; Chiroptera; Rhinolophidae. The transcript is spliced from 11 exons. Gene Ontology annotation, cellular component: mitochondrion. Gene Ontology annotation, molecular function: protein binding.